Messenger RNA from Trypanosoma brucei brucei TREU927, 1404 nucleotides. RefSeq lists its product as hypothetical. The transcript has a single exon. The record is from RefSeq and is a predicted model, not a curated record. Gene Ontology annotation, molecular function: 2 iron, 2 sulfur cluster binding. The coding region runs from base 1 to 1404 and encodes 467 amino acids. Lineage: Eukaryota; Euglenozoa; Kinetoplastea; Trypanosomatida; Trypanosomatidae.
AUGACGGGAGAGCCUGUUCGUAUCCACGUCGGUUCGGCCCAUCUGUUUAAAGAUAAAAGUCGACAACUUAUUAAAUGCGGCGAACGGAAUAUUGUUGUGUGCCUUUAUAACAACCAAUUUUAUGCUAUCGACAACGCCUGUUACCACCAUGGGGGGCCGUUACUUGAGGGCGAUAUUGAGGAUAUGGGUGGCCACCCCUGCAUUGUUUGUCCGUGGCAUCAGUACCGCAUUACCUUAGACACUGGAGAGGGUCUCUACUGGGCGCUGCAGAUGACACCAUCGGGCACUAUCGACAGAAAUGGCAAGCAGGUUGUGCGAUCCAAGGGGAGGAAGCAGCGCAUUCAUACAGUCACGGUUGAACAUGGUGAAGUGUAUGUGACGCUAAACACCUCUGGUCCUGCUCUCGACAGUGAUGCGUACGCCGAGAUGGCUUUAGCGAACAAGGAUCGCCCCAUGACGAAGCCUAUCAGCAACGACGGUAUUCGUUCUAAAACCUUUCACAGUUCCCUCCGUAGUGGGCAGGUCUUGGAAAUGCUUGGGUCGUCCGGAAGCCAAUUGCUUCCAUGUGGCUUCACGCAAGGCAAAGUUGUGUAUUGUGCACGAACGGAGCACGUGUGUGAUGACACAAAGGAGUUCUUUUUCAGUAGUUGCCGUGGUGUUUUGGAUCUUUUCCCCCAACCUGGGCAGUUUGUAGACUUGGAACUACCUAUCCGUGGCCCCUCCGGCAGGUUUCUAAGGCGUCGGUGGACGGUAGUUGAGACGGACAAGGAGGGUUGUCUCUUCACUUUGAUCAUUAAGGAAGCUAAAGGAAGCCGCGGAGGGAGCACAUGGAUGCUUAAAAAUGGUCUGCAACAGCGAUUUCCUCUUCUUUUAGUCGGCGGCCGUUUUACUCUCUCGCAUAACAUCAGGCGGUUGCUCGAAUUGGAGGGACGUGUUGUUGUUCUCUCCGCUGGUAUCGGCUUGACCGCACCGUAUGCUUUGCUUAAGCGUCUCUUCGACGGUUCGCAAUCGCCUGUGCCGACGGAUGAGGGGAAUAUUGCCAUGAUGCAGGUUGUUCAUCUCCACGUGGAUGGGAAGGAGUCACUCCUUCCAAGGUGUGAUGACCUUGUUCGUUGGUGCAGCCAUCAGGGCGAUCGCUUCAUGUAUCGAUUUCACUGUUACCUCACCAAACAAGACCCAAGUGCAAUGUCAAACCACCUGUUGCUUCCUCAUACCACUUGUGGGCGUCGUCCGACAUUGUGGGACGUUGAGGAAUUUAUGGGCGAGUUUGUCCGCACUUCCCCCCCUUUAGCCUUUGUGUCUGGCCCCACCGAGUUCGUAACUAUGGGGAAGAAUGCCCUCCUCUCCUUGGGGGUGCUGGAGUCUGACGUGGUUACGGACGACCCCGAUAAUUUGGGACCCUGA